Saccoglossus kowalevskii is the source of this 618-nucleotide messenger RNA. Its product is annotated as large ribosomal subunit protein uL1-like. Gene Ontology annotation, molecular function: structural constituent of ribosome; RNA binding. NCBI's taxonomy places the organism in Eukaryota, Metazoa, Hemichordata, Enteropneusta, Harrimaniidae. Gene Ontology annotation, cellular component: large ribosomal subunit. Gene Ontology annotation, biological process: translation. The record is from RefSeq and is a predicted model, not a curated record.
CACAUGGUCUUUUUCACCAUCGGUGUUCGCCAUCUUACUGCAAGAUGAGUAAGAUUACCAGGGAUACCCUGUACGAAGCCGUACAAGAAGUCCUUAAAGGAAGUCAAGAGAAAAAAAGGAAAUUUCAAGAGACAGUCGAACUACAGAUUAACCUGAAAAAUUAUGAUCCACAGAAAGACAAGCGUUUCUCUGGAACAGUGAAGCUGAGGAAUAUACCGCGACCGAAAUUCAGGAUCUGUGUUCUUGCUGAUCAGCAGCAUAUGGAUGAAGCUAAAGCUAACAACUUGCCAUGUAUGGAUGCUGAGGCUUUGAAAAAGCUGAACAAGAACAAAAAGUUGGUUAAGAAAUUAGGUGAGGUCAAAGCCACCAUCAAAUUCCAAAUGAAGAAGGUGUUGUGCUUGGCUGUUGCUAUUGGCCAUGUUGGAAUGGGUGAAGAUGAACUUGCAGCAAACAUCAAUUUGGGCAUCAAUUUCUUAGUUUCAUUGUUGAAAAAGAACUGGCAGAAUGUCCGAUCUCUUUAUAUUAAGAGCACCAUGGGAAAACCUCAGCGAUUGUAUUAAUUUAAUAUUCAUCUUGUAAGAUCAGAUGUGUACAAAUAAAUGAGUGGUCCGAGGUGUA